AGUAGUAAACAAUGAACUUGACAGAGUCGUAUGGGCCAUUUUUUAACUGACAAUCCAGCUAAUAAGAACUUAAUAAAGAUUAGCUAUAUAUACAGAUUGUUUCUGACAUCAAACCUCACACAAAUCUUUUAAUUUCAGUUUUUCUUUUUGAUCCAAAAACCAAAUAAAAUCCCUCCCCCCUCCCCCUUUAUUUGUCUUGACGUCUUCUUUCCUGGGUUUAAAUCUGUUGUUGCUCUGGUGACUGAUCAUCGCCGGUUGUAUUCGGUUGCACACCAAUGGGAGACAAGUAUUUGCAGCAGUUCUUGGAUGAAACCACUUGGUACAAUCACAUUGUUUUGGGAUACCUUUUGCCUACAAAUCUAUGGUACCCACUUCCCCAUUUCUUGCAGACAUGGCUACGAAACUACCUUGCUGGGACUUUGCUUUACCUCAUCUCUGGUUUCCUUUGGUGCUUCUAUAUUUACUACUUGAAACGCAAUGUCUAUGUUCCCAAAGAUGCUAUCCCCACAAAUAAAGCCAUGCUCUUGCAAAUUUAUGUUGCUAUGAAGGCCAUGCCAUGGUACUGUGCUCUUCCAUCUCUUUCCGAAUACAUGAUUGAAAAUGGCUGGACAAAAUGUUAUGAUAGAGUAGGUGAGGUCGGCUGGCUUCCACACUUACUAUAUUUGUCUCUUUAUCUCGUAUUUGUGGAGUUUGGGAUUUACUGGAUGCACAGAGAAUUGCAUGAUAUAAAACCAUUAUACAAGUACCUUCAUGCAACUCAUCACAUCUACAACAAGCAGAAUACACUUUCUCCAUUUGCUGGUUUGGCUUUUCACCCAGUGGACGGAAUACUGCAGGCAGUACCUCAUGUUAUAGCACUCUUCAUUAUACCAACUCAUUUUACAACACAUGUCGGACUGCUGUUCCUCGAGGCCAUCUGGACGGCAAACAUUCAUGAUUGCAUCCAUGGCAAACUAUGGCCUGUGAUGGGUGCUGGGUACCACACUAUUCACCACACUACGUAUCGCCAUAACUAUGGCCAUUACACCAUUUGGAUGGAUUGGAUGCUUGGAACCCUACGUGACCCUAGUGACGAAGAAGGCAAGAAGGUCACGUAAUUCCCUUCGUGCUCAUCUUGACAUUUCCUGUUUUUGUCGUUUUAGAUUCUCUCUUUUUUUGAAUAGGUCCGCAUGUUAAUGGAGUCUGAGUUGUUGUCGUAGCCUGGUCGUAGGUUUUUUAAAUUAUCCUCCACUGCAAACAUUGUUCUGCUUUAAGCUACAUUGGUGUUUAUUAUGGGAGCUCGGAUCUCCUGUUUUCUUGAGUUUUAAAUCUAGAUGUUGCUUUUUGGAACUUGUAACUCCAAUAGUCCCAGCCAGUAUUUAAUUAGCAAUGUCCUUGGAAUUUGUGGGGGCACAACCCAUAUGUAAUAUUUCUCUCCUAAUUGGAGAUUAUGUUAGCCACAACAAAAGGUUCUACUUGGAAUCUAAUGAACAUCAAAUUUUUACUUGGAUAGAAA
This is a messenger RNA of Gossypium arboreum, 1495 nucleotides long. Its product is annotated as delta(7)-sterol-C5(6)-desaturase-like. Gene Ontology annotation, molecular function: iron ion binding; oxidoreductase activity. Gene Ontology annotation, biological process: lipid biosynthetic process. The record is from RefSeq and is a predicted model, not a curated record. Lineage: Eukaryota; Viridiplantae; Streptophyta; Magnoliopsida; Malvales; Malvaceae. The transcript is spliced from 3 exons. Bases 276 to 1097 code for a protein of 273 amino acids.